GAAUAACAGGAAUAAUGUCAUGGUAGAGCCAAACACGGCAUGUAAUUUCUUACUUUGUUUAACCAUCUCCAGUCCAUUCUCUGUCGGCUUGUUCUGUUCUACCACUCUCAUAAUCUUCAUAUACUAAUCCCAGUAAUUAGUAAACAUAAUCCUACGCCCAGCAGCAGCAUUUAGGAUUUAGGAUUUGAUUAUUUCUGCGUCCAAAUUAAUUACCCAUUUCAUAAUGCUAUAAUUAUAGUACUAUAAUGGAGUCGUAGCUGGUAUUGGCUAGCACUAUAAAGCACCUCCGUGCUCAUUGGCGUCGGAUUUUCCGGCAAGUUUUCAGAUUCCCCCACCACCCUCAUCUCGAUUGCUCCGCUGCCCUUUACCUGUCGUCCUGCUGCUCUACACCUAUCUAUAUAGCUUUCCGCUUUUGGGAUUUUCUUUUGUCUCUCGUUGCUUGGUUUCUUGAAAAUCCGGCCGGGGUCUCCGCCGCCAGCGGCUGAGCUCAUGAUCUUGGCUUCUGGGAGGAUAGAGGAAAAGGGCCCAUUUUUGUUUGGAGGGGAGCUUUUCAGCUAGCUCCUAGAGGACUUUUUUUGUAUUUUCUUGGAUGAAAACUGAAAAAGGUUCAAUCUUUGGCAGUAUUUUAGGGUAGCCCAGAGAAAAUCUGUCUUUGGGGGAGGAUUGUUUUCAACAUUAUGAAGCUUGUGGGAUGGUGGUUUGGUGGCAAAAAAAGGGUUGUUUGUUGAAGCCCCUUGACUUGGGGAGAGCUGAAAUUAGAGGCCUUUACUGAGAAGUGAAGGCACAGAACAGUAGUUACUGUAAGUUAUUGCAGAUUGAAGUAAGUGAUUGGAGGAAAGCUUUGUUUGUAUUGGAUUUUGUUGGGGAAGAAGAAAGAUUGGAUUGGAUUUAGCACAGAUUGGGGUUCUUAUUUUGCUGAGAUGAAGGUUCCAUCAAAUGGGUAUAUUGCAAAUACAGGAGAAGGGGAGAGAAAGGUGAUCAAUUCAGAGCUAUGGCAUGCUUGUGCUGGUCCAUUGGUUUCACUGCCUGCUGUUGGGAGCCUUGUGGUGUAUUUUCCCCAAGGCCACAGUGAGCAAGUUGCAGCAUCAAUGCAAAAGGAGACCGAUGGCAUCCCAAACUAUCCAAAUCUUCCCUCCAAGUUGAUCUGCAUGCUCCACAAUGUCACCUUACAUGCUGAUCCUGAAUCUGAUGAGGUUUACGCUCAGAUGACUCUUCAACCUGUAAACAAAUACGAUCAGGAAGCUUUGCUUAUAUCCGAUAUGGGGCUAAAGCAAAGCAGGCAACCUACUGAAUUCUUCUGCAAGACGCUCACCGCUAGUGAUACUAGCACUCAUGGUGGUUUUUCUGUUCCUCGUCGAGCAGCUGAGAAAAUAUUCCCACCUCUGGAUUACUCGAUGCAACCUCCGGCUCAGGAGAUAGUAUCCCGAGACUUGCAUGAUCAAACAUGGACUUUUAGACAUAUAUAUCGAGGGCAACCGAAAAGGCACCUAUUGACUACUGGAUGGAGUGUUUUUGUGUCGUCGAAAAGACUUUGUGCUGGAGAUGCUGUCCUUUUCAUAAGGGAUGAAAAGUCACAGCUUCUCUUGGGUAUAAAGCGUGCUAACCGGCAACAACCCGCCCUUUCGUCAUCGGUUAUAUCUAGUGACAGCAUGCACAUUGGAAUCCUUGCGGCCGCAGCUCAUGCUGCAGCAAAUAAUAGCCCGUUUACCAUUUUUUACAAUCCAAGGGCAAGCCCUUGCGAAUUCGUGAUCCCUCUUGCCAAGUAUAACAAAGCUAUGUACACUCAAGUUUCUCUAGGCAUGCGGUUCAGGAUGAUGUUUGAGACCGAAGAGUCUGGAGUGCGUAGGUACAUGGGGACAAUCACGGGUAUCAGUGAUCUCGAUCCCGUUCGAUGGAAAAACUCACAGUGGCGUAAUCUUCAGGUUGGAUGGGAUGAAUCAACUGCUGGGGAACGUCCAACUCGGGUUUCAAUUUGGGAUAUUGAGCCUGUUGUUACUCCUUUUUACAUUUGUCCUCCUCCAUUUUUCAGACCCAAGUUUCCCAGACAGCCUGGGUUUAUGGGCGACGAGUCAGAUAUGGAGAAUGUGUUCAGGAGAGGAAUGCCUUGGAUUGGGGAUGAGUUUGGCGGGUUGAAAGAUGCGUCGAGCUCGAUGUUCCCUGGAUUGAGCUUAGUCCAAUGGAUGAGCAUGCAGCAGCAGACUAACCAGCAAGUCCCAGCUCAAUCGGGACUGAAUCAAAACCAAAACCAAAACGCUUUGCAAGGAAACCUUGGCGUGGAUAACCAUUCCAGGCUCCUCAACUUUCAGUCCCCCGGUUUUGCUGCCCAGAAUCUCCAGUUCAACAAACCAAAUCAGCUAAAUCAGCAAGUUUCCCAGCUUCAACAGACGCCAUCCCCAACGUGGCCCCCGCAGCAGCAGCAGCAGCCGCAGAUGCAGCUGCAGCAGCACCCGUUGCAGCAGCUGCAACAGAAUAUGCAUUCGAGCAGUUUAAGUAACGGUGUUGUGCCUUCCCAGAUUCCAAAUCAGAGCCACCCGCAAACUGCUAUGCAUUCUCAGCUUCAGCAGCAGCAGCAGCAGCUAAUGACGGGAAAUUUGCAGGUGCCACAAAAUCCUCCUGCAGCCGCUAGUAAACCGCCAUUUCCCCAGACAUCAUUGCCUCAAGAAUUGCCAUUUCAGCAACAAAUCGACCAACAACAGUCCGUCCUUCUGCACAAACCUCAGCAGCAGCAGCAACAGACGCAAUUGCAACAAGCCCCGCUACAGUUGCUUCAGCAAAGCUUAAUGCAAAGGCCACAAUCGCAUCAGUCUUCACACCCGAGCCUUUCUGAACACCAGCUCCAACUGCAGAUGCUACAGAAACUGCAACAGCAACAGCAGCAGCAGCAACAACACCUCUUGUCCCCGGUUGGCUCCAAUUUGGAACCGAUGCCCCAACAAGUGCUCCAACAAAACCGUCAAUCACAGCCUCCCCCGUUGCCUCAACAGCCGCUAGGUAGCAACAGUUUCUCCACAUCCCCGCUACUUCAAUCCCCGAAAUAUCCAGUUAACCAGCCCCAAGGCCAGCAAAAGCCACCAAUUACUACAAUAAAAGCACACUCCGGCCUUACAGAUGGGGAUACUCGACUACGUUCAACCUCACCAUCCACCAAUAAUUGCCCAGUAUUUCCGUCUAACUUCCUCAAUAGGAACCAGCAGCCUCCAACGAUUUUGCUGGACGAUUCUAUAGUUGAUCCUUCUUCUAAUAUGGUUCAAGAGCUUUGCACCAAGUCUGAUAUACCGAUAAAACACGAGUUACCCAUCUCAAAAGGUACCGAGCAGCCUAAAUACAAAGGUAACGGUACUGAUAACUUAGACGCAACCUCAUCUGCAACAUCAUAUUGCUUGGAUGCUAGCGGCCUCCAGCAGAACUUUUCACUCCCGGGCUUCUGUUUGGACGGUGACGUUCAAUCACAUUCUAGGAAUAGCAUGCCUUCUGCAGCUAAUAUCGAUGCACUGGCCCCCGAUGCUUUGUUAUCAAGGGGUUAUGACUCUGGGAAAGAUAUGCAAAACCUGUUUUCUAAUUACGGGAACUCUCCAAGGGAUAUCGAGACAGAGUUAUCCACUGCCGGGAUCAAUUCUCAAACGUUUGGUGUGCCAGAUAUGUCUUUUAAAGCAGGUUGCUCCAAUGAUGUCACUAUCAACGAGCCUGGCGUUUUGAAUGGAGGGUUGUGGCCGAAUCAGACUCCACGUAUGAGAACAUACACAAAGGUUCAAAAGCGUGGCUCUGUAGGAAGAACUAUUGAUGUCACACGUUACAAGGGGUACGAUGAACUAAGGCAAGAUUUGGCACGUAUGUUUGGCAUCGAGGGACAAUUAGAAGACCCACAAAGAACAGAGUGGAAGCUCGUAUAUGUAGACCAUGAAAAUGAUAUAUUGCUCGUUGGUGACGAUCCUUGGGACGAAUUCGUGAGCUGUGUCCAGAGCGUAAAAAUACUGUCUGCUGCAGAAGUGCAGCAGAUGAGUUUGGAUGGAGAUUUGGGGCCCGGCCCGAAUCAAGCUUGCAGUGGAACUGACAGUGGUGGUGCAUGGAGAUGAGACUAUAACAACUUACCUACAUUUUUUAACAUGUAAAAGUAUUCAGAUCCAGAAGCUAACUCGCUAUGCCUUUUGGUUUGAAGCCCUUCCCGAGAUUCCUACGAAUUCAAGGCUGCAUAUCCACCCACCCGCUAAAGUGUACUGGAGCCAUUGUACAAUAGCCAAUUGAGCAGACUCGACAAGAGUUCGUGUCCUUGUUUUAUGCCUUGACAUGAACUCAUAGAGAGUUGUUUCAGGACUCAAAACAACUUGAAAAUGGUGGUGUGUUGACUGCUUAGCUUCACUAGUUGCUUUCCAGGUCACAUUGUGAAGUGUAAAGAUCUUGGCCUCUUGGGGUCCCCUUUUCUUAUGAUUCUUACUGGGAAAUGUAAAGCUGCUUUUAGAGUAGAGAGACAAUAUAAUAUAAACUUUGUUCAGUUCUUAGGUUUCAUGCAAAACAUCCUCAACUACUUUUGUCCUGAAUUUGUUAAGGAA
Ipomoea nil (Japanese morning glory) is the source of this 4547-nucleotide messenger RNA. Its product is annotated as auxin response factor 19-like. The transcript is spliced from 13 exons. NCBI's taxonomy places the organism in Eukaryota, Viridiplantae, Streptophyta, Magnoliopsida, Solanales, Convolvulaceae. Bases 921 to 4073 code for a protein of 1050 amino acids. The record is from RefSeq and is a predicted model, not a curated record. Gene Ontology annotation, biological process: regulation of DNA-templated transcription; response to hormone. Gene Ontology annotation, molecular function: DNA binding; protein binding. Gene Ontology annotation, cellular component: nucleus.